UAUCUAGUUUAUCACUUGUGGAAGUACAGUCAAGAAGAACAAGGACACGAGGCUGUUCGGCGAACUUUGGUGCUUCCUCUAGGAAUUAUUUGCAUUUCUAUAUUAAUUAACUGGUUUAUCAUUCUUUGUCAUUCAAGGGCACAACAUAUAGACAUAACAGUAAAUCCAUUGUGGAGGGGAAAUGGCGGAUUUUACCUCUUUGGGUUUGUCGGACUGGCUGAUACUUCAAUGUAAACAAAUGGGCAUCAGCAAACCAACUCCAGUCCAGGAAAAUUGCAUACCAGCAAUUUUAGAAGGUCGCGAUUGUAUGGGCUGCGCCAAAACUGGCAGUGGAAAGACCGCUGCAUUUGUUCUUCCAGUCCUUCAAAAGCUGUCUGAAGAUCCGUAUGGCAUCUUCUGUCUUGUGCUCACACCCACCAGGGAGUUGGCAUAUCAGAUUGCUGAGCAGUUUAGAGCUCUGGGCAAACCUUUAGGUGUGCGAGACACCAUCAUCGUUGGGGGAAUGGACAUGGUGAAACAGGGCUUAGAUCUGUCAAAGAAACCACAUAUUGUAGUUGCAACUCCAGGAAGACUUGCCGAUCACAUUAGAAGCUGCAAUACCUUCAGCAUGAGUAAGAUGAAAUUUCUGAUAAUGGACGAGGCUGACCGUCUGCUGGAGCAGGGCACAGACUUCGGUAAGGACCUGGAGACCAUCCUCAGUGUGGUCCCCUCGAAGCGCCAGACCCUGCUCUUCAGCGCCACCCUCACAGACACACUGCAGGAGCUCAAGAGCAUCGCCAUGAACAAGCCUUUCUUCUGGGAGAGCAAAUCUGAGGUACGGACUGUGGUGGAGUUGGAUCAAAGGUAUAUCCUCACGCCAGAGAAGGUGAAAGAUGCCUACCUGGUCCACCUUAUCCAAAAAUUCCAGGAUGAACAUGAUGACUGGUCCCUCAUCAUUUUUACCAACACUUGCAAAAAUUGCCAGAUACUCACAAUGAUGCUCCGUGAGUUUAAAUUCCCCACCAUUUCAUUGCACUCGAUGAUGAAACAGAAGCAAAGAUUUGCUAACCUUGCCAAAUUUAAGUCCAACGUCUUCAAAAUCCUCAUUGCUACUGAUGUAGCCUCCAGGGGUUUGGACAUCCCAAGGGUCCAGGUGGUUAUCAAUCACAAUACCCCAGGACUUCCUAAAACCUACAUUCACAGAGUGGGCAGAACCGCCCGGGCAGGACGCAGCGGCAUGUCAAUCACUCUGGUGACGCAGUAUGACAUCCAUCUGGUAAACGCCAUCGAGGAACAAAUCCAGACCAAGCUGAAGGCACAUCCAGUGGAAGAGAAGGAGGUGCUGAAGAUCCUAACCCAAGUUAAUGUGACCAGGCGCAAGUGUGAAAUCAAGCUGGAGUCGUCAGACUUUGAUGAGAAGAAGGAGAUCAAUAAGAGAAAGCAGAUGAUUCUGGAGGGCAAGGACCCAGAUGUGGAGCAGAAACGGAAAGCGGAACUCAUGAAGAUUAAGACACAGAACAAGAAAUUCAAGGACAAAAUUCAGCAAACAAUUCAGCAGAAGCAAGAGAAGUCGGGUCAGAAGAAAGCACAGAGCAGCGCUAAAACGAAAAAAGAAGCGUCAUAAUCAGACGACUGACCCUCAGUGCAUCACGUUUAAUGUUCAGCUACCACUGAUUAUUUUCCCUUUUAGUGGAUUUUCAUGGAACAGUGACUCAGAAAUGACACUUACACGUUUGAGUGGAUGUGAGCAUUUAAGCUUUAUUGGAAAAAUAAAAUCAACCACACAGGAAUGUGAUUACAAGAUAAACUGGUGAAAACAGCCCCCAAAGCCAACAUGAAAACUCCACACAUAAGGUGGGCCUCUACUGCACUACUGGCUGUCCGUGAUAGGGAACAUCCUCCGUCUCCUGAGAGGAGACUGGGGACAGCUCUUAGGGAAUCAUGGGAAGAGGGAUUUUUUGGGGCAGGUAUUAAACAAAUAAAGACAUAAAAGGUU
Messenger RNA from Clupea harengus (Atlantic herring), 1975 nucleotides. RefSeq names its product DEAD-box helicase 49 (gene ddx49). Gene Ontology annotation, cellular component: cytosol. The record is from RefSeq and is a predicted model, not a curated record. Lineage: Eukaryota; Metazoa; Chordata; Actinopteri; Clupeiformes; Clupeidae. Gene Ontology annotation, molecular function: RNA helicase activity; ATP binding; nucleic acid binding.